Molecule: messenger RNA, 668 nt
Organism: Triticum dicoccoides
Lineage: Eukaryota; Viridiplantae; Streptophyta; Magnoliopsida; Poales; Poaceae
Product: E3 ubiquitin-protein ligase EL5-like
Exons: 1
Coding region: 1-474 (157 amino acids)
Source: RefSeq, a predicted model, not a curated record
AUGGACCCGAACGUCGCACUCUACCUCCAGAUCGCCGCGGUGGUCGUGAUGGCGGUCAUCAUCGUCGCCGUGGCCGUCAUGGCCUCCGGCGGAGCCUGCGACGACGCGGCCGGGGGCGCCGCGGUGCACGCCGCCGACGUCGAGAGCGCGCUCGGCGACGGCACGCUCAUGACGUACGAGCAAGCGGCCGCCAGGAAGAAGGGGAAGGGGCAGGAGAAGAAGGAAGAGGAAGAGGAGGAGCGAUGCGCCAUCUGCCUGUCGGAGUACGGCGAGGGCGAGGCCGGCGAGCUGGUGCGGGUGGUGCCGGCCUGCGGGCACUUCUACCACGCGAGCUGCGAAAUCGACCGGUGGCUCCGGAAGCGCCGGACGUGCCCGCUCUGCCGCGGAGGGCUCGGGCCGCCGCCGCCGCCGCUGCCGGGGUUGCCACGGCCGGAGUGCCCGCCGAUGCCGCCGCGGAUGCCGCCGUCCCAUUAGCUCAGCGUGCCUUCUUUUUCGAUGCGUGCUUGUUAGUCGUCAGGGUUUGAAUUCUUGCAGGAAAGCAGAGGAUGCGCGCUUGCAGCCCAAUUUGCAGGUGGAAAUGGCGAUUGCAAAUUCUUUAACUUUCCGUUUCUUCCAAGGAAAUGUUGCAUUGUCACGUCAGUUACGAAGAAAAUUCUGUCACGAUGCGU